Kazachstania africana CBS 2517 is the source of this 681-nucleotide messenger RNA. RefSeq lists its product as uncharacterized. Bases 1 to 681 code for a protein of 226 amino acids. Lineage: Eukaryota; Fungi; Ascomycota; Saccharomycetes; Saccharomycetales; Saccharomycetaceae. The transcript has a single exon. The record is from RefSeq and is a predicted model, not a curated record.
AUGGAUGCUUCUCAACAGUUAGAAAGCUCGCCAUAUGCAUUCUAUGCAUUUUAUACUCUGUAUAGACAUUUUCAUCCAGCUCGACCACCAAUUUCUCUCAGACGCAUUCAGUCCACACUGUAUCCUGAUUUCAAAUUGAAAAGGUCUGAAGUUUCAUUGUUUAUAACAUGGCAAAAGAAGUCGAAACAUCAAAAUGAAUAUGUUUUAAGAGGUUGUAUUGGAACCUUUGCUAAGUUGCCGGUUUCGCUGGCCAUUGAAAGAUACUCCAUCAUUGCAGCAAUGGAAGACAGUAGAUUUUCCCCGAUCUCCCAAAAGGAAACUAAAUCAUUAAAUUGCUGCUGUAAUAUGCUUGCCAAUUUUGAGGCAAUAUAUGAUCAGGAUGACAAGGGUGAUAUCAUGAAUUGGGAAUUAGGAAAGCAUGGUAUUGAACUGAAAUUCUGGAAUGGAAAGAAGACAAAAAUUUUAAGUGCAACAUUUUUGCCUGAUGUAAUGACUGAGCAAGGAUGGGAUAAAGAAGAUACGUUCCUCAACUUAAUUGAGAAAGCUGGCUCUUGGUCAAAUGCUGUGGAUAUUCUUGCCAAUUAUGAAGAGUAUUUUAUUAGGGUAAUUAGAUAUGAAGGUAUUAAAAGUGCUAUAAAUUAUGAUGAAUUUGAAGAAAAGGUGGAACUUUUGCAAACUUGA